AUGCAAAUCGGAACUGUGCUCGGUUUUGGGACAGAUCCAUCUGAAUCAUUGAAAGCCUUUCUAAAAAAUGGAAUAGGAUUUAAUAUGCUCAGAAAAAGCGGAAGUUCUGUUUUAGCCAGAAAUCCGCAAAUGUUUGAUCUAGGUUUGGAUUUCAAGUUUUAUCAGGAUGCCAAAGCCAUUAAAGAGUACGUUGACUUCUUGGAAGAAGAGUUUGAUUUGGUUUUAAUCGCAGACUAUUUUGAUGAGUCUGUGGUUCUUAUGAAGAGAUUACUAUGCUGGGAAUUGGACGAUGUACUUUUUGUAAAAACAAACGAACGGCUUGACGAGGACAAAGCUACUGAAAUAUCAGAUGGUACGAAAGAGAACAUCAAACGGUGGAACAAAGCCGACGUGUUGCUGUACGAACACUUUAACCAAACUCUUUGGCAAAGAAUCGAAAGGGAAGGAAAAGACUUUUACGACGAUCUUACGAACUUUCGUCGAAUGAAACAGGAACUUUAA
Molecule: messenger RNA, 501 nt
Organism: Pocillopora meandrina
Lineage: Eukaryota; Metazoa; Cnidaria; Anthozoa; Scleractinia; Pocilloporidae
Source: the annotation of a GenBank genome assembly